UAACUAGCAGCGUAUCAAGACGGUUCUUUUACACUGCCGGCUAAAAAAAGCAAACUUUACAUUAAUUUAAAUUAUUUUAUAUAAAAAAUCUACAAAAAUUACUCCACCGGCAGAGAAAAAACGUAAAACAAUGGCCACAGCCGAAAAACGUGAAAAAAUUGGUAUAGUCGGCAGCGGCUUAAUUGGGCGCUCUUGGUCCAUGUUGUUUGCCUCAGUGGGCUAUCAAGUCAUGUUGUUUGACAUUCUGCCCGAACAGGUGGCCAACGCAUUGACGGAAACCCAAAAGGAAUUGAACAAUUUGGAGUCAAAGGGUCUACUCAGGGGCAAACUUUCAGCUGCCCAACAAUUUGCUUGCCUUUCGGGAACCAAUGAUCUUAAGGAAUUGGCCAAGAAUGCCAUAUUCAUACAGGAAUGCAUACCCGAACGUUUGGAUAUGAAGGUCAAUCUUUACAAACAACUAGAUGAAGUCGUCGAAAGCAAUACCAUACUGUCCAGUUCAACAUCUACAUUUUUGCCUUCCCUUUUCAGUAAAGAUUUGAAACAUCAAUCAAAUGUUGUUGUGUCACAUCCUGUAAAUCCCCCCUACUAUGUGCCCCUGGUGGAGAUUGUACCUGCACCGUGGACUAAACCCGAAGUGGUGACCAAGACUAGAGCCAUUAUGGAAGAAAUUGGUCAAAAGCCUGUAACACUGUCACGUGAAAUUGAAGGCUUCGCUUUGAAUCGCAUCCAAUAUGCCAUACUCAAUGAAUGCUGGCGUUUGGUGGAAGCUGGUAUUCUAAAUGUGCGUGAUGUUGACAGUGUUAUGUCCGAUGGUUUGGGUAUGCGUUAUGCCUUCUUGGGACCCCUGGAAACGGCUCAUCUCAAUGCUGAGGGUAUGCGCAACUAUUUUGAACGUUAUACCAAUACCAUUUUUGCGGUCAGUGAAACUAUGGGUCCAACACCAAAAAUGGAAGGACCUACAGCAACAGUGGUUGCUGAUCAAUUGGAAGAAAUGGUGCCUCUAGAUAAAUUACCGGAAAGAAGAUUGUAUCGCGAUAAUUGUCUAACCCAAUUAAGUAUCUUGAAGAAGGAUCUUAACAAGUGAAGCAGCGAAUAAUAUAUUGAUUUGUAUGAAGAGUAUUUUUUAACUCUUUUUAAAAUUAAGCACAACGUGGAGCAAUACGAAGAGUGAUGCACAAUAAUUAAAUUUUACUACAACACUUUUAAA
This is a messenger RNA of Stomoxys calcitrans (stable fly), 1207 nucleotides long. RefSeq names its product lambda-crystallin homolog. Bases 131 to 1084 code for a protein of 317 amino acids. Lineage: Eukaryota; Metazoa; Arthropoda; Insecta; Diptera; Muscidae. Gene Ontology annotation, biological process: fatty acid metabolic process. The transcript has 4 exons. The record is from RefSeq and is a predicted model, not a curated record. Gene Ontology annotation, molecular function: NAD+ binding; oxidoreductase activity, acting on the CH-OH group of donors, NAD or NADP as acceptor.